Molecule: messenger RNA, 1289 nt
Organism: Carya illinoinensis
Lineage: Eukaryota; Viridiplantae; Streptophyta; Magnoliopsida; Fagales; Juglandaceae
Product: nuclear transcription factor Y subunit B-1-like
Exons: 9
Coding region: 275-775 (166 amino acids)
Biological process (GO): regulation of transcription by RNA polymerase II
Cellular component (GO): CCAAT-binding factor complex; nucleus
Molecular function (GO): protein heterodimerization activity; DNA-binding transcription activator activity, RNA polymerase II-specific; RNA polymerase II cis-regulatory region sequence-specific DNA binding
Source: RefSeq, a predicted model, not a curated record
AGCGCAAACCGCAACCAACGGUGGUGAUAAGCCUUAGGCCAAAAAGCUCGCCCUCUCAGAUCCAACUCUCUUCUCUUUCCUCUCAUCUCUCAAUCUCUCUCAUUCUUCUCCAGCGUCCGAUCACUCUCUUCUACAAAAACAAUUCCACCAAUCCCCUUUCUCCUUGUCCCUCUCUCUCCUCAACGCGCGCCAAAUACAAAACUAACAAAACCACAGCCUCUUUAACCUCCACUCUCUAUCCACAGUGAUCUAGGGUUUUUUCUUGGGGGUGGGGAUGGCGGAGGCUCCGACAAGUCCAGCGGGUGGGAGUCACGAGAGCGGCGGCGAUCAGAGCCCACGCUCGGCGGGGGUGCGUGAGCAGGACCGCUAUUUACCGAUCGCGAACAUCAGUAGAAUCAUGAAGAAAGCGUUGCCAGCCAACGGCAAGAUCGCCAAGGACGCUAAGGACACCAUGCAGGAAUGCGUCUCCGAAUUCAUCAGCUUCAUCACCAGCGAGGCGAGCGAUAAGUGCCAGAAGGAGAAGAGGAAGACCAUUAAUGGCGAUGAUUUGUUGUGGGCAAUGGCAACGUUGGGGUUUGAGGACUAUAUCGAGCCACUAAAGGUGUACCUAGCUAGGUACAGAGAGUUAGAGGGUGAUUCCAAAGGAUCUGCUAGGGGUGGAGAUGCAUCUGUUAAGAGGGAUGUGGUUGGCGGUCUUGCUGCUCAAAAUCCACAGUUUGCUCAUCAGGGGUCAUUGAGCUACAUAAACUCCCAAUUUGCUGAUGCUGAAGGUUAGGACCACAAUCCAAAUCUUCCCUGCCAGAAUCCUGCUUUGGCAGGAGCAAUAAUGGCAUCGUAAAUAUCUGCAAUGACUCCAUUUCUUCUUUCAUAAGCGGUGCAUGGGCAUGUGGUGAUUCAUUCUGUUUGAGACAAGUAGGGAGCGUUUCCGUUAACUGCCUUUGCCGAUUAUAAGGCUGGUAAAAUUAUCUAGUUCCAGCACCAAUAGCUUUUUUUAUGUGGAUUUAUCAUUUUUUUUUUUAAUCCAAAAUACUCUAUAUACAGUUCGGAACCUUUGUUUUGGUCAUAGGGGCGGAUGGGAGGGGAUGGUUUUUUUUUUUAAGAAUUGGUCUCGUUACCAGAACAGAUUUUGAGUCUGAGAAGGUCUGUAAAUUAGUUUGCCUGACGAUGUAAAAAAUUGCGGGAAUAUGUGGGAGAGUUGGUAAGAAGACCUGCCCUUAUGUUUGGCUUUGGAUAAUUGAUCAUCAAUGAAAUCUGCUGCAUAUCGUGCCUAUAAGGCUAUACCCCAAAAA